Molecule: messenger RNA, 2427 nt
Organism: Leptopilina heterotoma
Lineage: Eukaryota; Metazoa; Arthropoda; Insecta; Hymenoptera; Figitidae
Exons: 2
Coding region: 1182-1736 (184 amino acids)
Source: RefSeq, a predicted model, not a curated record
UUCAAACAUCGAUAUGCAUAUUUAGUUCAUUAAUCGAAUCAACAAUCGAUAAUCGAUUAAUCGAUUGUCGAUAAUCGAUUUAUCUCUGAUUCGAUCAAUUUGAAUGUAUUUAUAUUUACAAUUUGGUGAUAAUGUUACACAUCGACAACUGAACGAACCAAUAAACCAAUUACCAAUUAAUUUUAUUAAUAUUAAGUAUAUGCAUUAUGAAUGCGUUUAUUCUUUUUAUAUUUUCUUUUUAUCAUGCGUCAUCUCUUUCAUUCAUGGCCUUACACUUGUCGUAAAAACAUAGUUCGUAGAUUCAUCUUACUCUUUCAUUCAUGGCCUUACACUUGUCGUAAAAACAUAGUUCGUAGAUUCAUCUUACUCUUUCAUUCAUAUGAGUAGUAACAAGUGUUAAUGACUCACAUGAAUGAAAUAUUAAAAUAUUUAAUUAUGCUUUUCUAUUUUUAUGCUUUUCUAAUUUGAAAUAUAAAAUGACAAUGUAAUAUUUUUAAAUUAUGUUUUUAGGCAUGGCUAAUGUUACAUUUAUAAUAUUAUUUAAUUGAUUAUUUAAAGAAAUUAUUAAAUUUAUGAAAAAUAUAUAAGUUUUGAAAUAUGUCGGGAUAUAACAGUCCUCCCUCCUUAAAUUGUUCAUCGUCCUCGAUGGACAUGUACUUUUAGUACAUAAAUUUUUCAUAAAUUUUACAAUUUUGCUUUUUAAUUAUAAAAGAUGUAAUGUUGCUGACGAAGAACAUUUUGAGUUAAGUGUAAUAGAUAAGUGUUUAAAUUAUACAUCAUGUGCAGUACGUGUUCAAAAUUGAGAAUGGCGAAGAAGAAGGUAAGUUGUUUUCAAAACAUGGUUUCUCGGGUAUCCCUCGGUCCAACUGAGUUGUUCAAAAUCGUGAGAAUCUUCAUGCUCAUCAAAUUUUUGACUGAUGAUAUCAGGAUCUGUCGUCCCCACUUAUACUGUUGAAGUCCUUUGUAAUUAGUUCUUCAUUAGCUAUGAGUGAUAACAGUUCAGUUAGUGACGCUUCCACGGUUGAUUUGGUUGAUUUUUAUGUUCAAACAAUGAGACCAGUUCCUCUAUUGUUAAAUCGAGAUGUUUCUCAUGGUAAUAGUGUUUUUUGAUUAGUUUUGUUUUGUUUUAAUUUGUGUGUGUUUUCAUUGUUUCCUUUUUUUUUUUAUUCUUUAUUUAUAAUAUGAGUGAUUCUAUUGAAGAGAUUGACAAUGAUGUGUCAGAUUAUGUGGACUUAUUUGAUCUCAAUGUUCUUGAACCAUUGAGAAAUACUGAUAACAUUCAAGCAACUGUGAUGCCACAAGUGGAAAAUGUGACAGUUAGGGAAAUUGAUCCUGUUCCUUCUACUUCAAGAUCAGAAGGACAUUGGCACGCAUCGAAUAUUCCAAUAGAUGUUCCGAUAAUUCCACAGUUGGAUCAUUUAUUGACUGCUAACGUAUCCAGACAAAGACUUAUAGGACUACGCAUGGUGGAAUUGGAAGAACGUAUGGGCAUUUUUCAAUUUGCUAUAUGGAAAAUGCCUGUCGAGGGAGCAGCAGAAACAGUGCGUCGUUUGAUUAGUGAUAUCACAGGCAUUGAAUAUUCUUUAAAUGAAUUUAUAAUUGUGAGUGCCUUAGACGCGAAUCGACAAGGUGUUUUAGUGCGUGUCUCGACUGCUAGUUUAAAACAAUUAAUUUUUAACUGUAAAAUGUUGCUGAUAUUCCGGGGAUACAAUAUUGACUAUUUAUUUUCUCAAUAGUGCCUUUUCUCGUCGGCCCUUCAAAAUAGAACUAUUGGCUCAAAUAAUUUUUGGCGUUACUGAAUUACACAGGAUAUCCCGGGAAAUAAAAGAGUUAAGAUGUUCCCGAGGAUUUAUUCCAAAUUAUCGGAUGAUAAGAUGUCCUGACUCGCAGCUGAAAGUUGUUUUUCGCAAGGUGUCAGCCUCUUGGUCGGUGGUGAAAGGGGAUUCGAGGAAAUCGAGAAAAUUGAAAACUUUUAAGUCGAAAUUGGAAAAAAGAUUGAUGCGUUUGGUCACAGCCCUUAUUGUAUCAUCACAAAAUAGGACGAAUCUCAUAAGGUAAUUUAUGAAUCUAUAUUUAUUUCUUCUCUCUCAUUUGUGAAUUAUUUGAAAUUUUAUAGAUCGUGUUUUCUCCUUUUAUUUCAGUUUGCGGGGUAAGAACGGACGUUUCUGUCGUUGUGGAAAAUUCGUCUUGAUAGAUCGGAGACAUUCGAUAUGUGCUUGUGGUGGUGACGUCGCAAUCCUAACGAGGGUUGAAUCCGAUGAAGAAGAGAUAGACGUAGUGAAUUAAUUAUUACGAAUUAUUUUAUAUAUAUAAUUUUAUACACAAACCUAUACAUAUUCACAAACAUGCACACAUAUAUAUAUACUUUCUAACAAUAAUUCAUUUUAUAAUAAAUUUAUUUAACGUGACAUCAUCGGUGUUUUACUU